CACUCGCACAUUAAACCAGAAAAACGGGAACCCGCUCUAGGCCGCACGUGGCGGCGAGUCUCGGGGGGGCAGCCACUACGCUUUUACCCACACACAUUCAUCUGCUCAGAAUGGAGCACCUGAAGGUAGGUGAUCCGUGCCAGGAGUGUCUGGCACAGGGCAGGGAUCACAAGCUGCGCCUCUUCUACCUAAAUCUCGAGGAGGAUCAGCUGCUCAAGUGCGAGGCAAGGACCUGUUUGUGGCCACACAACGAUGAGAUUUCCUCGGACGAAGAGGUGGAUUUUGAGACAUCAGAUAUACCAGCUUCACCAUUAUCUGUGCCAGUUGCUUCACCACAAUUUAUGCCGCCAGCUCCACUACAAUCUAUGCCACCUGCUUCACUACAAUCUCUGCCUUCUUUGCUGGAAGAUCUUAAUGCUGAUCCAGCAACUAGUGUCCCUUGGGAGGAGAGUCCAAUGCCAUUUGAUGACCCCAAUGAGGGCGAUGACGACGAAUUUAUCCGCCAGCUGCUGCAGAACCUCACACCUGCCACAGAAACAAACUCUGAUGGGACAACCCAAGAGCCUAAAUUGAAUCUCAACUCUUUGCCGGAUCUUAAAACGCUAACAGAAGUGAAACCCACCCUGGAACCACAGCUACCAGAUUUGAGCUGCCUGGAUGUAAACAUUCCCGAGCAGAACAGCAAGCCCACAAAGGCGGAAAUACCUCUGCUGCCCGCCAAACUGUUGCCUCUGCCAAAGCUCAAGGCUCAAGGAAGGCAGACUUACCCCAGAGCCAAGCAAUCAGCCCAAAAAAUUCAAAUUCCAGCGAAACAAGAGUAUGAAAUUCCGCUUCAGCCCGCCAAGCUUAUGAGUCCACCAAGCCCAAAGGGGGAACCUUUCAUCAGUGCGCCCCAGAAAGCAUCCACGCUGCCACGCAGUCCCACUGCUGCAGUCCAGCCAGCCUUUAACAUCAUUAUCAGUAUUCCGGAAAUAAAUCCAACCAAGUCCUUUAUGGACGCCGUCAGUCGACAUUCGGCAGCAGCAAAACCUUCGUCCCGUGGAGGAGGUAGAAGCACCACGCGCCCGGCCAUGGGUAGAAAGCCACGCACCCAGGCGGUGAUGCAGAUGAUUGAGCAACUGGAAACCACCAAGCGAACGUCAUAAGCAACUGGAAUUUUUUUUUUUAACGUUUUUCGAGUAUUCCAAAUAAAUUUGCAUAUGAAAUUAUGCAUGCAUCUACCGGACCACAAUUCAAGUUCGUUUAUUUAUAAACAAUUCCGCUUUGUUUGUAUUAUAUAUACAUUUUAUUUGGCGACGCGAUUUGCGGAUUAUUAAUGCUCGGCACGCGUCUACCGCAUGUUCAAGUGGCCAGGAGAGAUAUGUGGCGGACAUCCUGCUAUCAGCAGAUGUGAACUUUGGAAAGGAGGUCGCAGCAAGUGCGUCAUGCGGAGAGCGGUGCCUUUCAAGCCGAGAUUAGCCCUGAAGCGGGCUGUAAUUGAUAAGGCACAUUUAGGCGUCAUCAAUAGUGAGCUCUAUAUCUAAUCAGGCAUUACAUCGCCCCCCCUUGGCUAUAUAUCAGUUCAAUGAACGUGGGAAUGUGUGUGGGGUAAUCGCUUUCGUGUGACCGGAGCAAAGCACUUGAGCCUCGUUGCCAACGGUUGCUGCGUAGUUUGCCUAGGUGGGCGGGCGUGUCCGGGCAGUGGGCCAAGUUUAUUGUUUGUUUGGUCAGCUAUAAAUACCCUAAAAAUGCGAGACAACCUAAUCUAUUUGUU
Molecule: messenger RNA, 1753 nt
Organism: Drosophila kikkawai
Lineage: Eukaryota; Metazoa; Arthropoda; Insecta; Diptera; Drosophilidae
Product: histone-lysine N-methyltransferase 2D
Source: RefSeq, a predicted model, not a curated record